GCGGGUGCGUUCCGCUGCACUUCCGGCGCGCCGCUCUGCCGGGCGGUCUGUGCUGCCGCGGCGGGCUCGGGUGAGCGGCCUCCCCGCGGCCCCGUGGGGCCGGGCUCUCCGCCGCCGGCACCGGACGGCUGCCGGGGCGCCCCUCGGGCGGGCUGAGGGGGCUCGGCAAGUCGCCCCCCCCGCCGCCGCCUGAGGAGGCGGGCGAGGGGCCGGGCGGGGCUGAGGCAGCGCGGCCGCCCUGUGGGUGCAGGCCGUGCCCUGUGGGAGGCCGUGGGGCGCUGCCCGGGGCGCUGCCUGCCCCCUGCCCCACUGACCCACUGCCUGCCGCCUGACCCAUUGCCUGCCGCCCCCAGGAGCUGCCCGCGCCGCUGCCAUGACCAGGUGGGCCCGCCGGAGCGGCGCGCCCGGCGAAAAGGCGCUGGCUGCCACCCCCUGGGAGCAGAUGGUGGCGCCGGGGGGCCGCCCCGUCCCUCUCUGCCUGAAGAAGGAGCAAGAGAAGAGGAAGAAGAAGAACAGAAAGAAAAAGGAUUAUCUGAACGAAGACGUUAACGGGUUUGCGGCGUUCCUGAGGCAGAGCUCGGCGGGUGGCGAGGCGGCCGAAGCAGCCGGCUCUGGGCUGGACAAGGAGGUGGCCAUAGCCUUGAAAAAGGACAAGCGGCGGGAGAGUAGGAGGCUGAAGAGGCAAGAAAUGAAGAAAAAUGCCAUGGUAUGUUUCCACUGUAGAGAACCUGGCCAUGGUGUUGCUGAUUGCCCUGCAGUACUUGAAAGUCAAGAUAUGGGUACAGGAAUCUGUUACCGGUGCGGAUCCACAGAACAUGACAUCAGCAAAUGCAAAGCAAAAGUAGAUCCAGCGGUUGGGGCAUUUCCAUAUGCAAAAUGUUUCAUCUGUGGUGAGAUGGGGCAUCUGUCAAGGUCAUGUCCAGAUAAUCCCAAAGGAUUGUAUGCUGAAGGUGGUGGAUGCAGACUUUGUGGAUCUGUGGAGCACUUCAGAAAAGACUGUCCGGAAAAACAGAAUGCGGAUCAGGUUACGGUUGGACGAUGGGCCAUUGGAAUGAGUGCAGAUUAUGAAGAAAUUGCAGAAACGCCAAAGGUGCAGAAACCAAAAGUGAAAGUACCCAGAGUUGUGACGUUUUGAAGGCCUCUGCUCUAACCUGUGGUUAGCCUGCACUGCUGCACUCCAGAGUAGUGACUACACAGAGUGGAUUGCUGGUUCCAGAAGAUCAAGCAGAUUGCUGCUGCUAAACUUUUUUUUUUUGUUCCCCCUUGUUUUUCCAGUUUGCCUCCCAGACUCACCUAGCUUACUGAAAAGCUGGGAACAACAAAAGUACAGCAAGUGGAUAUUUUAUUUUUUCAUAUCUGCCAGAAUACAGCAUUCCCUCUGAUUCACGUUCUCCCUUACUGCUAGCUGUAUGAAGAGGGAAAUUGGCUGCUUCUUGUAACAGGGACCUGGCUGCAGUAAUCAAACUGGGAAUGUGUGUUUUAUCAUGGGGUUUAUGACCACUGGAUUUCAGUGGUCAGUGUUGUCACCUUAAGAGCGCUGCUUUUAGUUAUCAGAGGUGAAUACAAUUACACUGAUCUUACUAAGACUGUUUCUUUGUUUCUCUGAAAGGGAUUGUGGGUAUUUUCUAAAGAGUCUUAUGUUCUGGUUGGGUUUUACCUUCUCCUUUUAGAAAUAAUCAGGCCUUCUGAAGGCUUCAGCCUGCAUUACAGAGUAAUAAACAACAGCCCUGAGGGAAAGCACACGGCGAUAAAGCUAUUGCUGCUGAAGAAUUAAUUCACCCUUUCAAUGACAGUGGCCUGAUGGCCUUUGUGAGAACACAGAAGGAACACCAGGUAGCAAACGAGAGGUCAGGACCGAGUUCUGAGGUGCUUAGGACCAGCCACUGCAGCCACUGAAACCAUAGGUUUGGAACAUACUUUUCUUACAGCAAAAAACAAAUACAGGAGUUCAAUUGUUCAGAUAUAUUUUAUAUUUGUACUUUUUAAUUAUUUUUAAUAAAACACUGCUGAAGAAUA
Messenger RNA from Falco peregrinus (peregrine falcon), 2016 nucleotides. It is a transcript of the gene ZCCHC9, whose product is annotated as zinc finger CCHC-type containing 9. Gene Ontology annotation, molecular function: nucleic acid binding; zinc ion binding. The transcript is spliced from 5 exons. Lineage: Eukaryota; Metazoa; Chordata; Aves; Falconiformes; Falconidae. The record is from RefSeq and is a predicted model, not a curated record. The coding region runs from base 374 to 1135 and encodes 253 amino acids.